Messenger RNA from Theileria orientalis strain Shintoku, 993 nucleotides. RefSeq lists its product as hypothetical. NCBI's taxonomy places the organism in Eukaryota, Apicomplexa, Aconoidasida, Piroplasmida, Theileriidae. Bases 1 to 993 code for a protein of 330 amino acids. The record is from RefSeq and is a predicted model, not a curated record. The transcript has 5 exons.
AUGUAUAAUAAUAACGUUAAACCUAAGGGGAGAUUCGGCAGAAAAAUUGAGUCUCUGCGUUUCAAUUGGACUCGCCGGAGGUAUAUAUGGCGAGCUAGCUUCUUCUACAGCUUUGUGAGCUGGGUUCUUUUAAUCGGGAUCAUUCUUACUCUACUUUUCCAUAUUUUACUUAGACAAUAUAACUUCUUUGUAAACUAUAGCUGCCCUGCUCGUAGUAUCAGGAUUAUAAACGGUUUCAUUCUUUCAAUCAUUAUAACCACUGGCAUACUUGUAAUUUUAUCUAUAUUUUUGGCUAAAAUUUGCAACAUUUUUUCAAACUAUACUAUGAGUCACUUCAUGGAGACUGGUAAUUGGCUCAAGUUUUUGGGGUGCACUGUAAAGUGGUUCCCCUGGAUUUUUGCUCUCUUCAUGUGGAUUUGGCUCGCGCUCCAGCUAAGUAGCUUAAUUUGGGUCUUUGUGAGUCCCAGGCAGUGGUGCAUAAAUCGUUUUGACGAGAUGGCUGUCAAUGCUGUCAAAAAUUGCAGACUAAUUCUCAAAAGAAUGACUCCUUGUCAAAUCACUCUCGAGAACACUUAUCCUAAGGAGAUCAGGAGUUGCAACGACCCUGAUUACUUGAUACAGAGGAAGAUGAUUCUCAUGGCUCUAAAGGACCCAUCGACUAAAUGUACUAUUGAGGACCUAUCGGUGUGUAACGCCUACCGUGACGCUAUGGAGAAGGAGGAUUUCAAAUGGGACGAAGCGGCCCUAUCUGGAUGCUACGGCGUGAUUCCCACGGAUAUGAGUGAUUUUAUCGACGAGAAGAACACCAGCGAUCUGUUCAAAUACAUUCUUCUGUCCAACAUAUCCUGGUCAAUCACGUUCGUCGUGAUCGUCUGCUUAUUCUACUUCAUUAAAAGUGUAACAAAGUUUGACGCGAUCAUUUAUCAACCCAAAGACCCAUCUGAUAACGUUGUUAUAAAAAUCGUAAGGCCGUUCACGCCAUGGACCAGAUAA